Messenger RNA from Pundamilia nyererei, 2642 nucleotides. It is a transcript of the gene adam9b, whose product is annotated as ADAM metallopeptidase domain 9b. Gene Ontology annotation, cellular component: plasma membrane. Gene Ontology annotation, biological process: proteolysis. The record is from RefSeq and is a predicted model, not a curated record. The coding region runs from base 73 to 2529 and encodes 818 amino acids. Gene Ontology annotation, molecular function: metalloendopeptidase activity. The transcript has 22 exons. Lineage: Eukaryota; Metazoa; Chordata; Actinopteri; Cichliformes; Cichlidae.
CAAGGAGCAGGAAGCAAAGACAAAACAGGCACUCUGUGGGCCUAACGGGGACGCAAUCUACAGACUUCAAAAAUGAUCAUCAAAAAUCACAUCCUAAUAACUGUUUUUGUUUUUUCCUUUAUUUCUGGGAUCGAUAACAAAGAUGCUUUCCAGGGCUUUACAUCAAAGCUUUCCAAGUAUUCCAUUGUAAAUCCUCAAGUGAUUCAUAGAGGGUCUAGGAGCAUCAACAGACAACAUCAUUUAAAAGAUAAAUAUGGAGAUGAGACAGUGUCAUAUGCAGUCAACAUAAACAACCAAAAGCAUGUCAUUCAUCUAAAAAAGAACAGAGACUUCUUACACCCAAAUUUUGUUCAAUAUUCACGUGACGCUGCCGGGAACUACAACACAUCGUAUCCGAAAGAACAUGUACAUUGUUAUUACCACGGGGAGGUGGAAGGCUAUAAGGAUUCAAUGGUAGCGCUGAGCACGUGCUCUGGUCUCAGGGGUGUGAUCUUCUUUGAAAAUAAGGCCUUUGGCCUGGAGCCUGUGCCACAGUCCACCACCAAUGACCACCUUCUCUACCUUUUGGAGGACGUUCAGACCGAGCCCAUCACCUGUGGAGUCGUUACUGAGGCUACUUCAGUGCCGAGCCACGAACCCUUUGAGCCUGGCCAAUCCCUGACUUCUCUGCUGCGGAGAAAACGCAAUUUACCACAGACCAGUUAUGUGGAGUUGGUGCUGGUUGUGGAUAAUCUCAGGUAUACUUUUAAGAAAAACAAUGCGACAGCAGUGAGAGAGGAGAUGGUGCAAAUGGCUAAUCUACUGGACGGGUACUACAAGCAGCUGAACAUCCGAGUUGUCCUGGUGGGCCUGGAGAUUUUUAAGGAUAGUAAUCCUUUUAGUGUGGACGGCAGUGCAGGAAAUGUGUUGGGAAAUUUUGUUCAGUGGAGGAAGACUUUUCUGGUACCCAAAAUCAGGCAUGACAUUGGACAACUCAUUGUUGGUCAGUCUGGGGCAUAUCCAGGAGGUGUAUUAGGUAUGGCCUUUGUGGGCACAGUCUGCUCUGCCUCAAGUUCUGGAGGAAUCAAUGUGUUUAGCAACAACAAUUUGGCUUUUGUCUCCACUGUGGUGGCUCAUGAGAUGGGUCAUAACCUGGGCAUGAAUCAUGACUCUGCGAACUGCGCCUGUAAUGGAAAAAGCUGCAUCAUGUCAGGAGGUGCCAGUGGUGCCACAAAUUUUAGCCAGUGCAGUGAAGCAGAUUUUGAAGCACUGAUUUUAAGAGGAGGAGGCCUGUGUCUGAGAAAUCAGCCCGCUGCAUCAAAUGUGAUUAGCAAUCCUGAGUGUGGCAAUGGCCUACUGGAACAAGGGGAGCAGUGUGAUUGUGGCAAACCACAGGAAUGUACGAAUAAGUGCUGCAAUGCUGCCACAUGUACAUUUACCCAAGGAUCUGCAUGUGCUCACGGAGCAUGUUGUGAAAACUGUCAGCUGAAAGUUGCAGGAACGCCAUGCAGAAAUUCUGUCAAUACCUGUGAUCUUCCUGAAUAUUGUAAUGGAAGAAAUGAAUCCUGUCCGAAUGACUUUUAUCUCAUGGAUGGUCUGCCCUGUGAAAACAAUGCUGCGUAUUGCUAUGAAGGGCGCUGCCAGACAUAUGAUUAUCAGUGCGGACAUCUGUUUGCACCAGAUAAUGCAAUAAAAGCAGCAGAUAUUUGUUUCCAAGAUGCAAAUAUUCAGGGAGAUCGGUUUGGUAACUGUGGAUCCAACAGCAAUGGAAACUACAUCAAAUGUACUUUAGCAAAUACCAUGUGUGGAAAGGUGCAGUGCACCAACGUGAAUGUGAAUAACCCUCCUCCUGGUGCCACAGUCAGUAUCAAAAUAGUUGCUGGGAAGACUUGUGUUAAUGCAGACUUCAACCUUGGCACAGAUGUGCUGGACCCAGCCUAUGUUAACCCUGGCAGCCCCUGUGCUACAGGAAAGACCUGUGUGAACUUUCAGUGUGUGAAUGCCUCUGCUCUCCUGCCCAACUUGAUCUGUGAUGCAAAAACCACCUGUAAUGGCCGAGGGGUUUGUAACAACCUAGGUCACUGCCACUGUGAAAAUGGCUGGGGCCCACCCUACUGUGACAGGUCAGGGUGGGGUGGCAGCAUAGACAGCGGCCCUGCUCAAAUAGACUACUCCCUCAGAAACGGCCUGCUGAUUUUCUUCCUCUUGGUGGUUCCUCUUCUGGUUCUUCUCAUUUUGGUGCUCCUUUACAUCUUUAGGAGAGAGUCCUUAGAGCCUUGCCUCAAAAGGUUACGUAAGACUCAGACCAAAAACACAAAUGCAGGCUCAAACAGCAAUGCUCAAACGGGUGCCAGAACCAUACCUCCACCUGAGCGUCCCACCAACCGGCCUGCAUUUCCAGCAGCUGCCUCAACUCCAGUUUCUGGUUUCAAGUACGGAGAAACGAACUACUGGGAUGAUGAAAACAGUCAUGACCCCCCUGAACAACCACCUCCUGUACAAGGCCCUGGAGUACCCAGACCAAUCCAACCGAAACAGCUACCAAGCUAAUUGCUUUCAUACAGUAUCAUUUAAAUUAUUUUCUGAAGUUAUGAAUUUGCUACAGAUCAAAACUGUAUGAAGAGACUAUUUUAAAAUACUAAUUAAAGGCACGCUGUUUGUAA